This is a messenger RNA of Spizellomyces punctatus DAOM BR117, 1602 nucleotides long. RefSeq lists its product as uncharacterized. Bases 355 to 1359 code for a protein of 334 amino acids. Gene Ontology annotation, molecular function: protein binding. NCBI's taxonomy places the organism in Eukaryota, Fungi, Chytridiomycota, Chytridiomycetes, Spizellomycetales, Spizellomycetaceae. The record is from RefSeq and is a predicted model, not a curated record. The transcript has 9 exons.
CACAAGAUUUAUAAAAGCAGUUUGGGCAAUUUUAUAGUUGCUGUGAUCUUAUUGACAGGCAAGGUGGAAUUUUCAGGGUGAGUCGCGUGGUACUUGGAUAUUACGAAAUACGAGCCCCCGUUGCGACAUGCGCUCUUUCAAAGACCUUUCAACCUCUCGCUGUCCUCAACAAUCAAUCUUUGCUGCAUCGCACGACUGAUACGUUAACACUCGCCAAGCAAGGCCUGCCACUUUUAUCACACUCUCAACAGCCCGAUCCUGACUCGCUUCACGCUCCUACACAACCUGUCCCCUCGGCACUCACCAAGCGGACCGGAGCUUUGCCUUAAGUUGCGCCAAACACAGCAAAAGAAAAUGACUAUUUAUAUGAGGGAAGAUGUCGAAUUUGUAAAGCCGAAUGCUAAAAAGCACCCCCAGAGAUCCAGCAUACAACAUUGGCAGCUUCGUGAUCUUAUCGCUUGUCCAAAUAGCAAACAUGAAUUUAUGUAUGUGAAUCAGAACAACGUCUAUCAAUACAACACCGAGCACAAGCAGGUCACACCAAUACUAAAAGAUUUAACGUUUUCACCAACUUCUAUAACCACUGGCCACGGGUUUCUGGCAGCAGGUGGUCAACGCAGCCAGCUAAUGGUUCGGCAGCUUUCAAGUAAUUGGUGUGCGCAUACCACGGUAGGGGGUUCAAUCAACAACGCCAUGUGCAUUUCGCAACAUCUUGGAGGGACACGACUGUUGAUCUGCAACAACGAUGAAACCAUCAAAGUUUAUUCUCUACCCGGCAUGCAGCGAAUAACCUCUGUAUCCCUCCCCACCGCUGUAAACUACGCCGCCGUUAGUCCAGAUGGGAGGAAAAUGGUUGCUGUUGGAGACUCACCACAAGUUUUCCUGUUUGACAUUUCCGCUUCGGACGGAUACGCCCGGGUCGCAACGCUUACAGCAAGCAACGAUGCAGGUUUCUCGUGCGCUUGGAACCAAUCAUCGGAAAAGUUCGCGGUGGCGAGCCAAGACGGAUAUGUAAGCGUAUGGGAUAUACGAAAUACAGGCGAGAAAAUUGCCAAACUCGGAUCAAAGCAGAAUCCACAAGUGAAAGGUGCAUGUCGAUCUGUGAAAUUCUCUCCUACAGGCUCUAUAGAUUUGCUCAUGUAUAGUGAGCAUAUGUCGUAUAUAAAUGUUGUUGAUGCCAGAACAUUUAAUGAACGCCAAACUGUUCGCGUUGCUCCAUCGUCAAGUGAUCAGCACAUAUCCGGCAUAACAUUCUCGCCAGACUCCAAGAACAUAUUUGUUGGAAUGGAAAGCAACGUAUGGGAAUUUGAAGUAGAUACAAUGAAUCGUCGAUGCUUUCCGGAAGGCUCUAUUAUUUAAACCCCUACCUUGACGCACUUCGCCACCCGCAUGCCCCACUUACCACGUUUUUGUUGGGCUUUACAUGGCUGCAGCAUACCCAUCAUCGUCUUACAAUCUUCUACUUUUUGAUCUGUGUGGAAUCAAUUGUACAUGAGCUCUUGCAUUACAUACAUCACUACACUGACCGAGUAGCAGCACUGGCAGCGCAUUCCUGCGGGGUGGAUUAUCUGAUCGGUGAUUACCUAAAGCGGUGACUCAUUU